AUGCGCGUUUCAACUGUUGUUCUUGUAUUCCUCGCAAUGAUGCUGAGCGUCAUCGGGGCUAACGCCUCCCCGAUUGCUGAUACCUCCGUCGAGAAUUUCCAGCGUGAAGCUGGUGUGGAAGCAAGGAAAGGAUGUACUGUCGAGACAUGCACUUUGCCCAUCUCAGCGGCUGCCAACUGA
Suillus bovinus is the source of this 180-nucleotide messenger RNA. RefSeq lists its product as uncharacterized. NCBI's taxonomy places the organism in Eukaryota, Fungi, Basidiomycota, Agaricomycetes, Boletales, Suillaceae. The coding region runs from base 1 to 180 and encodes 59 amino acids. The transcript has 2 exons. The record is from RefSeq and is a predicted model, not a curated record.